Messenger RNA from Limanda limanda (common dab), 1439 nucleotides. Its product is annotated as counting factor associated protein D-like. The coding region runs from base 37 to 987 and encodes 316 amino acids. The transcript is spliced from 7 exons. The record is from RefSeq and is a predicted model, not a curated record. NCBI's taxonomy places the organism in Eukaryota, Metazoa, Chordata, Actinopteri, Pleuronectiformes, Pleuronectidae.
GGUUUCUCCUGGUUCUCUGAGCUCACAGCAGAAGGGAUGUGGGCCUGCUUCUUCCCAGUAGCUGUCCCAGCCUCACAAAGAAAAGUCGUCCCUUCCCCUCCAGACUUUGGGAGCAGCUAUCACGUCAAAGGAGUGAUCUCUCUGCCCUAUUCUGAGAUCAAGGAGCCCUUUGAGGCCUGGAUAGAUCUUGCUGCAAAGUCCAGCCGCAUAGACUAUUAUCAUGGCAAAGUGUCCACAUACCAGCUGGCGGCCGAGGAGCCGUGGGGCGUUUCCUAUAAGAUCGGCUCUGAGACCACAGAGAUUGAUAAGAAUGUGAAGAGGUGCUUUCUGGUCAACGGAACAAAGAAUGAAACUGUCACACCGCAGGCAUCGCUGCCUGAUGUGCAGGGCUUCCAGUUCCUGAGACGGGAGUAUUACAAAUGUUCCCUGUGUGAAGUCUGGCAGAAUGUGACCACUGUGGGUAACAAGAAGAACACCUACACACUGUGGGUGACCCGUUCAGAUACGGGCGCUGAUGGAAAAGAGACUAAUACUCCUCUCCACUAUGAGAUGAUGGGAUACAACACACUGCUGGGGUCUCACUAUGAUAAAUACUGGGUGGACUACAAGGAGUUCAGUACUCAUGUGGACCCCAAAGACUUCUCCCUGCCUGAAGCUAUGAGCUGUGAGGGAUUUCCUGGUCCAGGAGUGGAGCACCACAUGUUGGCCAAUCCAAUGAGAGACCUCAUCGACACCUCGGCCUCCGGUCACUUACAUAACAUGUUCAGCCAUUUCAAGGAGAAGUUUCAGCGUCAGUACAGCGAUGAAAUUGAACAUGAGAAGAGGGAGAAGGCUUUUCUUCAUAGUCUUCGGUUUAUUCACUCAACGAACCGAAAAGGGCUGUCUUUCUCUGUGGGUGUGAACCAUUUCUCAGAUCGCACCAGGUCAGAACUAGGCAUCAUGACAGGAAGGAGGAAAUGGCUGGGCUGUCUUUCUCUGUGGGUGUGAACCCUUUCGCAGAUCGCACCAGGUCAGAACUAGGCAUCAUGACUCCAAAUAAAGGUCUCCGCUUCCACUCCGAGAUUUAUGAAUGGGUGAAAGUGCCCGACUCACAUGACUGGAGGCUUUAUGGUACAUUUACAAAUGAGCACUAAACUAAAGAGACAUAACAUGGGACUGAACCGGUUGAGAAAUCUAAAUAGUCUUCCAUUGAUAUUUGUGAAUGAGUGAGUAUGUAUUCUUGAGUGUGACAUGAAAAUCACCAUCUGUGGUGAUUCGUAUGUAAGGCAGAUGCAGUUAUUAUUUUUUGUGUCUGUUUUUUGAUAAACGUUCAAGUGCUUCCCUGUAGUACAGAUAUUCUACAUUUAUACCCCUCUAUUCUUUUAUAUGAACAAUGAUUUGUGGUUACUGUUGUCAUUGUUUAACAAUAAAUGAGCAAUAAACAUGUGCUUCAUGUAACA